GACACCACAGUAUUUGCUGUACUACCUGCCAUCGCAGGACUACGCAGCCAUGCAUAAGGGACUACAAACUCAUCCGAAUUUUUAUUUUCUUUUAUUAUCCAUUCUGCAGGUGGGCUUAACACAGUGGAGGCAGUAUGGCCAUUACCCCAGACUUUCAUCUCCUCAUCGGAGCAAUACCGACUUAACCCACAGACUUUCUACUUUGGAUACGGAAUGCAAUCUGCCGCACAGCCAGGUUGUACCGUUCUGGAUUCUGCAUUCAAGAGAUAUUUUUCUCUUAUUUUUCUGGACUUAACUUCCGGUUAUGGUGCGCUUCGAUUCAGUGUGGAUAAACCAUUUAGCGUUGAGAUCAGUGUUGACCGUGAUGAUUGUGACGGUUAUCCAAGUGAGGACUCUUCUGAAAAAUACAAUCUGACUGUCUCUGCAGGACGUGCAUCUCUGAAUGCACAAACCGUGUGGGGUGCUUUAAGAGGUCUGGAAUCAUUCAGUCAGUUGGUGUAUCAGGAUGACUUUGGCUCAUAUUUUGUGAACAAAACUGAGAUUGAAGACUUUCCCCGCUUUCAGUUCAGGGCUAUUUUGUUGGACACGUCCCGGCACUAUUUACCAGUGCAGACCAUUUUAAAAACUCUGGAUGCGAUGGCCUACAGUAAGUUCAAUGUGUUUCAUUGGCACAUUGUUGAUGACCCCUCCUUCCCUUACCAGAGCCGCACCUUUCCAGACCUUUCCGCUAAGGGGGCUUUCCAUCCGAUGACUCACAUCUACACACAGUCAGAUGUGAGGAGGGUGAUCUCACAUGGCAGGCUGCGGGGGAUAAGGAUCCUUCCUGAGUUUGAUUCACCCGGCCACACUAAAUCUUGGGGAAAAGGACAGUCUGACCUACUGACUCCCUGCUACAACGGGGGUAUCCCUUCUGGAACUUUUGGUCCCAUAAAUCCUACGUCCUCCACCUACACGUUCAUGGCCACACUAUUUAAGGAAGUGUCGUCAGUAUUUCCUGAUUCCUAUAUUCACUUAGGAGGGGAUGAGGUGGACUUUACCUGCUGGAGAUCCAACCCUGAUGUUCGUGCAUUCAUGCAGGCGAUGGGCUUUGGAGGAGACUUCACCAAACUUGAAGCAUUCUACAUGGAGAACAUUAUGAAUAUCACUUCAGCUCUCAACAAGACUUCUAUAGUGUGGCAGGAUGUGUUUGACUACCAUGAGCGGAUUCCUAAGGACACAGUGCUGCAUAUCUGGAAGGGUGUACCAGCUAAAAUUAAGGAAGAGCUCAGCAGGAUCACCAAAGCUGGCAUGAGGGUCCUGCUGGCGGCCCCAUGGUACAUCAACCACAUUUCCUAUGGCCAGGACUGGCGCAACUACUAUACUGUGCAGCCACAGAACUUUUCUGGUACUGAGGAACAGAAGAAGCUGGUGAUAGGGGGUGAGGUCUGCAUGUGGGGAGAAUAUGUCGAUGCGACCAAUCUCAUGCCACGUCUUUGGCCAAGAGCAAGUGCUGCAGCAGAGAGACUGUGGAGUGAUGAGCAGCAGACCUCCAAUGUGGACAAGGCUUUUCCACGAUUGCAGGAGUUUCGCUGCAAGCUCUUGAGGCGCGGCAUCCAAGCAGAGCCUCUGUAUGUUGGACACUGCAAACAUGAGUACCAAGGCAUUUGAAGAAUUGAAGAACUGGAUGGACUACUGUUCCAUUGCAAGAUCUUUUCUGGAAAGAGUUUGAACUUCUUAAGUUCACAGUUUGAUUUGAAGCUGAUUUUGGGAAGGAAAAAAAAACAGCAACAAAACAAUCUUGUGUGGUGCCUUUAAGGUGAUAUGAAAUCAGUGAUACAUAUUUUGUUUUUCCAGUCUAAAGUUAGGUAUGCACAUACUGAAAUGCUUUCUCAGGGACUAAGGGAGAGGAGCAUGGUUGAAGACAGUUGGUGGACCUCAGCACAAGCAUGUGCAAGAGGGUUGGGCAGUUGUCAGGAAAACACAUGAUCUCAGCAGGGAAACUGCCAAACCCUUUUUGAUUUGUACAAUCAUCUUUCUCAUAAGGGAAGGUGGCGCUCCAACCCCAAAGAAGCAGGGGAAUUUGACGGGAAAUACAGACCACAAUUCUUUCAUUCCACUUAUAAUUUAAUUAAAAUCAACAUUUCCAGAACAGUUUGGGGAAAACAAACAAGCCAGCAAAUUCUGAUCUUAUUUAGGGUCAGAUACUAGUUGAUUCACUCUCUUAUAUAUUACAUUUCAUUAAAAAUGACUAUUCAAUUGUACUAAUUGGAAACUUUUUUAGUUUGAUUUCAUCAUUUUAGGUUUGUUAGAGAGUUGACUGACCUUAACCACAGCGUACAGGUAAAGAAAUCCUCAAAAAGAAAAGUAGUUCUGUCAGCUGAGAAUGUGAGAUUUUCUGUCAGGUGUUGAAAUGCCUUUUGUGACCCGUCUGCCAUUUGUGUCUGCAGCUAGGCUCCUUAAACUCACCUAUCACUUAUAUUUUCUCCAUCUUUUUUUUUAGAACUAAAAUGCUUUACUUUUACAUUUUGUAUAUGCUCACUGACAAUAUCGAAAGGUUAACAAAACCCUCCUUUGAGGAAGUGAAAAUAAAUGUAAUUCAAUUUUAAAUUACUUCAUGCAAGAGGACAGCAAAACAUCAACGUAAGAUUUUUGAAUUUACAUAGAAAGUCUGCCAGAGUGCUUCUGUGCUUCUGUGUUUCUGUUUUGUUUUUAUAUUUUUCUUAAUUGCUGUUGCAGUGAAAUAAAUCUCUGCCUCAAAUCAAAAUGAUAGGUUGUCAUUUCACAUGACGGGAUUACGCAUGCUGUCUGUCAACAGAACAGUUCAAUUCUGAAGAAGUCGAUUAAAGUAAACAUCAUAUCCUGAA
This is a messenger RNA of Labrus bergylta (ballan wrasse), 2843 nucleotides long. It is a transcript of the gene hexa, whose product is annotated as hexosaminidase A (alpha polypeptide). The record is from RefSeq and is a predicted model, not a curated record. Gene Ontology annotation, biological process: glycosaminoglycan metabolic process; ganglioside catabolic process; carbohydrate metabolic process. Gene Ontology annotation, molecular function: beta-N-acetylhexosaminidase activity. Gene Ontology annotation, cellular component: lysosome; membrane. NCBI's taxonomy places the organism in Eukaryota, Metazoa, Chordata, Actinopteri, Labriformes, Labridae.